Acinonyx jubatus (cheetah) is the source of this 3414-nucleotide messenger RNA. RefSeq names its product nuclear RNA export factor 3 (gene NXF3). Gene Ontology annotation, molecular function: RNA binding. The record is from RefSeq and is a predicted model, not a curated record. Gene Ontology annotation, cellular component: cytoplasm; nucleus. The transcript is spliced from 18 exons. Gene Ontology annotation, biological process: poly(A)+ mRNA export from nucleus. The coding region runs from base 248 to 1627 and encodes 459 amino acids. NCBI's taxonomy places the organism in Eukaryota, Metazoa, Chordata, Mammalia, Carnivora, Felidae.
GGGGCAGUAAUCACAGUAAUCACCUCUGGUGCCCGGGGCUCUCUUCUCCAUGGCUUUGAGGAGGGGACUUCCUGUAAGGACUCCAUCUUGUUUGUGUGAGGCUGACAAAGUCAUUUGGGGCCUGCUCUCUUUGUCCUCAGCAGCUUUCCUUGAUCUUCUCUAAACCUCCAGCUCCAGAUCCCACAGGUUCUCUUCAUAAGCAGCCUGUGAGGACAUUGGUGACAGGUCACUGCCUUCAGGCCACACCAUGGGUCAUAAUAACACAGGUAACUCCUUACAAAGAAGAGCAAGAUGCUCGGGUAUUUACCGACGGAGGCAUAACAAUUGGUCUGGGCAUGUCCGUUCUGGCAUUGAUUCUUCAUCCCACCAGCAGCAAGAUGGAGAUCCAGCAACAAAUGACAGUCGCAUGAGCACCCGAGGAAGAUAUGCUCCCUAUGCCAUUCCAUCCUGUCAUUGGAGAGGCAGUUUUCAGAUACAAGACCAAACGCAAGCUAACAUGGAGGGAGAGCAAAAGCGUCCAGAGACAAGAAUGGAGGGGGAGAGGCAGGAUGAGACCUCCAGGAGCUGGUUCAAGAUCACAAUUCCAUUUGGCAUCAGAUAUGAUGAGAAGUGGCUGCUGAAUCUGAUUCAGAAGCAAUGCAGUGUCCCCUUCACCCCAGUGGAAUUUCACUAUGAGAAAAUGCAGGCCCAGUUCUUUGUUGAGAAUGCCGGCAUUGCCUUCGCAUUGAAGAGUGUCAACGGCAAGAUCUGGAAUGAGAAUAAUGAAAUGAUAUCUAUCUUUGUCCACCCCUCUGAUGCACCCCAGUCUGUGCAGAAGGAGCUGAAGCCAGAAAAUGUGGAUCAGAUAAAGCUUUUGCCCUCGACCCUGAGCGACAAGAAACCCUACCAGAUGGAUGGUCUAUCCAACACUAUGCAGAAUGCCUCCAGCAUCAAGGCCUUGAACCUCUCCAACAGUGAGUCUGCAGGGGAGUUGGACAAGGGCAAAAGACUGCAGCGAGAAGACAUGAGUGCAAACAGAAGCCCCCUGUGCACCACCUUUCCCGAUAAAUCAACCAACAUAAGCUCCAUCCUGGAACUGUUUUCCAAGUUAUUAUGCCUGGAUGGCCAGGAGUCACCUUCACCAACCAGCAUUGGUAUUGCAGACCACAAGAGGUUACCAACCUGCAAGGGAAGCUUCUUUGGAUCUGAUGCACUGAAGAGUCUGGUCCUGCAAUUCCUGCAGCAGUACUACUUGAUCUAUGACUCUGGAGACCGUCAGGGUCUCCUCGGUGCUUACCACGAUGAGGCCUGCUUCUCCUGGACCAUUCCCUUCAACCCCAAGGAGCCAGCCCCAAGCAGCUUGUGCGAGUACCUCAAGGAAAGCAGGAACAUGAAGAAGGUCCAGGACCCCUACCUGCGUGUUCAGCUUCUGAAGCAUACAAAACAUGACAUUGUGCACUCCCUCUGUGUGCUGCCCAAAACUCAGCAUGACCUCAGCUCCUUUGUGGUGGACAUAUGGUUCCAGAUGGACUUGAUGCUCUGCUUCUCUGUCAACGGAGUGUUCAAGGAAGUGGAAGGAAUGUCUCAGGAUUCUGUUCCUGCCUUCACCCGGACCUUCAUUGCUAACCCUGUCAACAAUUACAGGUGACUUCAUGACAGCCCCUGGGACUACACUGGUUCUUGCUCUGCCUAAGGCCAAGCACAUGAUCCCAGAGGAGGUGCUCAUACAGACUGAUCCAGGAUCUUGAUAAUACAACCCUGACAAGAAACUCUUGGGUGUCAUCAUCUUCAUCUUCAUCAGCUUUGUUGUGUUCCUCCUUCUGUCUGAGUAUAUCCCUGUGACUGAGCGGGAAGUUUACAUGCAGCAGGAAGCCAAGUUUUAACUGACACUACUCCAUGCAAAAGAUCAGUUCUGCAUAUUUGUCUCACUCAGAAUCCCUGAUUCUUUUGAUAAUAAAUGACAUUACAUGUUAUGUCAAAUCCUUGAAAAAUCCAUGUGAGGAAGGUAUUAUGACCACUGUUCUACUAGGGAGGAAAAGGAAAGUCAGAGAGAGUCUGCAGCUCUUGGGACAUAGUGGGAUGGGGUCUCAAAUUAUACACCUCCCAAAUUCCAGGCUGUGUGUUUCCCAGGGCCAUGUCUCUUCCAUGGUGAGGGACUCUGUAACUCUGGCAAACCUUGUAAUGGUGUUUUGUGCCCCUAGUAUAUUAAUCACAUAUUUUUAGGCAGAGAAUAGUGUUACAUUCUUAGUUAAACAAAUCUAUUCAAAAUGUAAAGCAAUGUAUUUGGGGAAAGACAGCAUUAAUGAGCAUAAGAUAACCUGAAAAGAAAAAAAAAUGCCCUCAUGUAUGACUGACUUUGACAUAUAAAGAAAUCAGUAGAGAGAAGGUAAACUGAUAUUAAAAUUGUUAUUAAAUGCAAUAGGAAUAUCUAAGAAAUCAAUGAAAAGCUUUGGAAGCAUAAUAAUCUACAAAACUACAACUGAAAACAUUGUGAUAAGUUAACAAAUGAGUAAAGAAAAAUAAUGGGUGUAUUUUCAGAGAAGAGAGAGAGAGAGUGCGCCCACAUGCAUUGCAGGUGUCUCUAUAUUAAUGUGUUAGUUUCCUAGAACUGCCAUAACAUUACAAUGAAGUGGAUGGUUUAAAACAGCAAAAAUCGAUUGUCUCACCAUUCUGCAUGCCAGAAGUCAAAACUAAGGUGCCAGAAGGCCAUAUUUCUUUUGAAGGCUCUUGGGGAAAAUCCUUUCUUGACUCUUCCAGCUUUUCAUUGCUCUUGUUUUGUUGUUGCUGUUGUUGUUGUUUGUUUUGUUUUGUUUUGUUUGCAUUUUUGUUUUUUGUUUGUGGCAACAUAACUCAUAUGUCUGCUUCCAUCUUCACAAGACCAUAUCUCACCUAAAUAUCAAUUCAAAAGCCCCAAAUCUCAUCUAAAUCAGAUAUGGGUGAGACUCUGGUUAUAAUCCAUGUGUAGGGAAAAUUUCUUUCCAUCUGUGGACCUGUAAAACCAGAAAGCACGUUAUCUACUUCUAAAAUAAAAUGGUGCUAAAGGCAUCAGUUAUACAUUAUCAUUCUGAAAAAGAGAACAUGAAAGGAUUAAAAAGUUACUAGUCCCAAGAAAGUUUGAAAUCCAGCAAAGUAAAUUUUGUUAGGUUUCAAUACACAGGGAUAAUCUUUUGUGGCUUGGAGAUCUGUUCUCUGAGCCCAUAGGAAUUGCCCUGUUCUCUCUGGCCCUGCCUCUGCAUCCAUGUCUUUGCCCUCAUAGUCAUUCUUUCUUUUUCUUGAAGAAUGACACAUGUUAUCAGCCAAGUAACUCUGCCAUCUUGUUUCCUGUCUUUAGAAUCACAGAAGUCUGUAGGCUUCCUUCAUUUUGUCCCUCCUUUGUUGUGUCCAAGUCAAGCUGGCAAUGUUUUGGGUAGUGUAACACUCUUUUUAAAAACCUUA